Molecule: messenger RNA, 1232 nt
Organism: Stegodyphus dumicola
Lineage: Eukaryota; Metazoa; Arthropoda; Arachnida; Araneae; Eresidae
Source: RefSeq, a predicted model, not a curated record
AGGUUCACCCUUGGCUCGGACGAAAGCUCUGACCUCCUGUCUUCUCGCUGAUCUAACCAAAAGGCCCUUUUAUUUUCUUGCUGCUGCUGUGCCUGCCUUCCUCUGAUUACAGAAUGUCUGGGUCUCCUGACACUGCUGAUCCAUCGACGCCCUGCCUUCCUGUGCUGGUACGUCCACCUCGGAUCCCUUCGCCGACCACUCCUGGCCUGCCUCCGAUGCCCACAUCGCCUGUUCUGCUGUGCCCGAUUGUGUCUCCACCUCCUUGUGAUAGUCGCCGCCCUGAAGUCCUGCACAGCCCGUCGAGUAAGACUCCUUCUCGACACAUCGCUGCCUCUGUCACUCCAUUAGGACCACCACUUCUCAGAAGUGGCCACCUGAAGCAACUACUGGCAAGGAUCACUGCUAGGCCACCUUCCACCUCCCACUCUGGUGCCACCUCCACGCUGCCUUCAUCACAUAGCCCAGAAAAGAUGCCUCCUUCCAUGGCCUGCCCACCUCUGCAGUCUCCACCAUCCUCGUCUCCUGCUCCUUCCGAGGCUACUUCCAUUGCUGGCUGUUCUCGCGCCUACCUGCGUGACGACAGGGACCCUUCUGCUAGAUCCGGACGCUUCUCCUCCUUCCCGUGUUAUGUCUGUGGAAGGAUCUUCAGCAGAAGGAAAACGCUCCAGAGACACGUCGACCGACAUGGUCCUGACUGCGUACAGAGCCAUCCAUCUCCGUUACCUCGCACCAGUACAGACUCCUGCUCCUAACCACGAAUCGCCUGUGUGCCACCACACCAGAGCAAAGACAGCUGCUGGCCACGCUUGUUCCUCCCAGCCAUGCCUGCCUGACAUGCCCCUUGCAGAAGCUUCUACUUCAUCACCUGCCUUAUCUCCUCCGACUGUACACCUCAGCUUUAUUCCCGUGGACUCGUCUUCUUCCUGCCAUGCCACGCUUGCUCCUAGGCCUUCGCCGACCCCAGUCUCUUCCUCUGACUCUACCGCUCCAUUGCCUCUCCAGGAGUCCGUGACGGAUGAUUCAUCCUUUCCUGCUGCCUCCCCGUCCCCAGUUGCACCCAGCUCAUCACCUCCUGGCGACCCUUCCCUCAUGCCUAAUGACGUGCUACCAAGUUCGCUGCCUCCUCCAGUCUCCGCUUCUGCUCCAAUGGACAUGACGCCCGCUGGUGCCUCAUCUGCUGUUCCUGCUCCCGAGUCCACAUGCCGCGUCGACAGGACCGUCCAUCUCGGCUC